Molecule: messenger RNA, 897 nt
Organism: Botrytis porri
Lineage: Eukaryota; Fungi; Ascomycota; Leotiomycetes; Helotiales; Sclerotiniaceae
Exons: 1
Coding region: 1-897 (298 amino acids)
Source: RefSeq, a predicted model, not a curated record
AUGAUCACUAGAGAUGGCGCAAGGAUAAAUUCGGUGCCAUAUAAAGACAAUGAACAGCAGGCCAAUAAAAUUCCUGACUACUGGUAUUUGAAUAUCGAGAACUAUGCCGUUCUUCGGUUAACGAAGGAAGAAGAUCGACUUUCCGCGCUCUUCGGGAUUGCAAGUCGCACAUUCGAAGCUCUAAAUCGAUUAUCAAAGUCAAUUUCAUCACAUGAAUCUGAGGAUUUGCAGGAUCCUCAGUAUGUUGCCGGGUUGUGGAAGAUUCGUAAAAUUGACGGCUCGUUAUCCUCAAGGGGAUUUCUUUGGUAUUUUUUCAGAGGCACCCGUUCCUUGAAAAGAUCGGAAAGAUUUGUGGCACCAACAUGGUCAUGGGCGUCAGUCGUGUGUCAAAAUACUGAUAAUGGUCGGGCCAUGAACACCUUCUAUGUCCCAGAUCAACGUGCUGACAGUUCCUUUGCAAUUGAAGAUGUCAGUUGCACGGUAGAAGGUGUCAAUCCGUACGGGGCAGUAUCCUCUGGUAAACCCAUAGUCCGUGGGAAGUUGAUGCUAGCCGGAGACGUUCGAGACUUUUAUACCGAAGAUCAUAGUUUGAAAUCGAAUUUAGGAGAUACAAUUUUAAAUUAUUCAACAAAACUUCACUACGAGGAACGUGAUCUAGACGUUGAUGGUUGUCAGCCAGAAUACAGUCAUGGGGAAACAUACAUGUUACAGGUCUCACAUCAAAAUCAAACCGGUUGGGAACCGCGAGGGUUAGCGCUCAUAUUGCAGCGGGUUAAAGAGGAAAACAUUUUCAUUGGCGGCGAUAGUAAGUUCAGACGCAUUGGACUCGCUCAACUUUACAGCGGGCCAGGCCCAUUAGAAUCAAUCAAGGAAACUUCUUCGGUAACGAUUAUAUGA